AUGGUACAUUCUCUGCUAAUAGGUGAAUGUUACGCUGGAAGCAGCUCGUCGGAUAAAUAUGACAGUUAUGGCCCAGGACGGUGCAAAGAUUGCGUUGGGACGGACAUGAACGACUGCAAUGGGAGAAAGUUUUGUGCAGGGAAGGAAUGGCGUAACAUGGUGUACAAGAUUGUCGGUAGGCAUCAAUCAUACAGGGUACAGUAGAAUAGUGUGAGACUAUUAAGAGACGAAGCACGUCUGAAAGUUUAGUUGUCCCGGAUACAGUUUUAUGAAGUUGACUGAGCGCUGAUUGGUGGAGAAUAGUUAGAGGAGUGGAAUGCCGGAUUGGGAUGUACUGGAAUGGGGAUUGGGGACCAGUGCAAAUAAGUCCAUUCAUACGCCAUAGAGCAUUCUGAGUGUAGUUUCUAAAAUGGAGUAGAUUUGACAGUCAGUAGUGUCACGUGUGCGUAAAUCAAUACAGAGGAAGAAUAAGGCAUUGAAGGAUAUAAUAGGAAAAGUAAAUUUAGGUGUAGUAGACUGUUAGAGUGGAAUUGAAUCGACUGCAGUGGGUUAGAUUGCAUCGAAGUGAAUUGGGUAAGUGCGAGUAAAGGGGAAUGAGUUGUUGCGUUCAUAGCGAAAAGUGAAAAGGAAUCAAUCAGUCGCAGAGUAUUGCUCUGUUGUACAGUGCAGUAGGUAUGGUAAGAGUGGAGAGUUCGUGUUGAGUAGAGUAAAGAGGAGUAGAACGGAACAGAAGGGAAAGGAAUCCAAGGAUUUUUUUCUGUGAGGUGCUUUACAAUGAGAAGGACUCCAACUUGAGGCAUUGCAAUGCAGAGCAGUAAACGAGGAAAGAAGAUUCUGGUAAAAUUGAUGACUUGGGUCUAAGUGUGAUGCAGCCCAGUAUGGGGAAUUGCAACAUGUGGCAUUGCAAUACAGCGCAGCGAACGAGGUAGAUUUUAUUUCGGAUAUAAUGGAUUCAGUUUUUUGAGCGGUGAAUCCGCUUUACGCUCAAAAUGGCGUGAGAUUCAGGCGACGCGGCUUUCAUUUCAAAGGUGUAUAGUUUUAGGUACUCUUGUACAUUGUUGUACGGGUACUUAACAAACCAAUUGUUAAACUAUUUAUUCAGAUUUAUGCAGUGUCCGCUUUGAGCGAAUCGGCUGCUUUCAUGAUAACAAAGAAGCUCCACGCCUCCUGCCAUCAUACUUGUUAAAUGACAGAGAUGAGAAUUUGCCCAACUUCAGCGGUCAGCUGAUUGACUGGGAAAACUGGUACGAGUAUCUUCCUGAUCUUGUUUGCCGCUGCGCAGAGAAGGCGAAGGAAAAAGGCUGGAAACUGUUUGGAAUUCAGUUUUGGGGUGAGAUAAUUAUUCAACCUGUUUAACCAGUUGUCGAGGGCAUUGGGACUAAGGCCCUUGUGUAACUCAGCUACAAAGAAAAUACUGGCAAAGCAAUGCAACAAAUUUAAAUGUUACCGUAGUACCUUCAUUUGCGCUUGCGUCCUUCAUAAAAACGAAGAACAACACUUCGGAAAGCGCAUGAUUUUCUUGGGAAACGAAGAUAGACGACUGCAGCACCUAAAAGACACAAGUCCACUUCCUCAUGAUGCUAUUUCUUAGCAAUCACAGAUUACAAAUUUGAAAUCAUGACAACCACAGUUUACUUAUUCGUUCGCGCCAACAAUUCAUAAUCAAUCUUUAAGCAGUUCAUUCGAAUUAAAUUUGCGAUAUCAUGAUAUCACUGAAGGUGUUCACGUAGAUCAAAAGAAGGCUUUAAAGCCAGAAAAAUAAUUUCGUGGUGUAUUCCAUCACGAAACUGUGAAAAUGCUGUGGUCUUAAUGAAGAAUUGUACAAAUGCGUGAAGCGCCCCCUUUCUAUGAAUUCGAUUGACAACUGUUCUUGGUCAGUGAUGCUUUGAUCAGUUUUGUUAUUUUAUUACCUAUACCCAGGUGAAUGCUGGGGUGGUCCUGAUGAUUCAGCGUUCUAUGUUGAAGGGCAUGCUCAACCUAGUGGAUGUGCAGACCAGUGCUCUAAUGACUGCGCCUGCUCGAAAAGAUUUUGUGCAGGAAAGACAUUUACCAAUGCUGUAUAUGUCAUCAGUGAGUAUAACAAGGCUGACAGUUUCUGAUGCAACUCAGGGUGUCCGAUCACUUUUGACCUGCUUGGUUAAAAACCUUGUUUCCUCACUUCAUAACCUCAAUUACUCAAUUACCAAUUCAAAAGUAUAUAGCACUUCUUUUGUUACUCUUAUAUAUCGGGAGUCAGGAUUGUUUCUGUUGCACGUAACUGCCUCAUAAAACUUAUCAAUGAUUCCCGAGAAUUUUACCACUGAACAUUUGAUACUAUGUUAAAACAAAAUUAUGUAGUUGAUAGUUUUUGUUGUUGUUCUCGUCACGUGGCUUACUGCUUAACAUUUGCUUGGUAAUGAUCUGGGCUGGGGGAAACUCUCGUACUAAUGCAUGGCAUCCUGUCUUAUCAUUCAUAUACUUUGGAAAUUUAUCGUUUGUCUCAUAGCGGAACACAUUGAUGAAGGAAGCGCUAUGGCUUUGGGUGGCUACCUUGUGGGGUAGCUUAUCGCAGAGACCAAAGAACCCAACCAACUCAGAAGGAUUGAACAAGAAUUGUAGAUUAAAUGAAACUCAGUGAACACGAAAUGUAGGAUAAAUAAGAAUACUCAGUGAAAAAUGAAAUCUAAGAAACAUUAACUGGUAGUCUGCGUUCUACUUGUGUUAUGUAUGCCAAUAUGAAGCAAUCUGGGCGAAAUGUUCUGUAAAACCAGCACAAGUUGAUUCAUAUAAUUAAACCAAUAUUUCAGUCCCGUAUUACCGAAGGCGACUCUGCUUCAAGUGUAGUUACGUACUGUUUUUUAGGUAGGAAAACAGAACGACUGAGAAAGGGGUGACAUCCAGAUAAUAUCCAGUAACAAUGGCUUGAUAAUAAAACUAGAAGGCACCAGAAAUUUCUAUUGUGUCUUUUCUAACCUUUUAUGAUCACUUCCUUCAAAAGAAUAUUAUUCUACUUCAUUCACUGGUAUGGAUAAAAAGUGUGAGACAAAUCAUAAGAUACACGAAUCGUGAUUGAAUACCAGACAUUUAGUAAGCUUCACCAUGUAAAGGAUCUACUGCCAGCAGUUUACCUCGAUCUCGAUAAGGUCUGCUUCUAAGCAUGAAAAGCUAACAACAAUGGCUGAGGAAAGCAGUCAGAGGUUUCAUGAUCAGAUAAUUUGGUUUCCACAAUUAUCAACUGAGUCGAUGAUACGAAUCGACCACCUUAAAGAGUUUCUUAAGCUGCAGUUUCGAGCGUUAGUCGUUUGUUCGCCCAUCGUGAUGACGAAAGGCUAACGCUCGAAACGUCACAUUAUAAAUUCGGAUGAUAAACAAAAUUAUCUUGUGACAGUCUCACACACGCAACACUAGUUUCUUCGGAAACUUACUCUAUUUAUUCAUAAAUAUUUCAUGAUUAGUUCAUUUACCAUAAUGACGAAAGAGAAUGCUAUCAAAGGUGCAAACAAAUGUUGGAAGAAAGGAAAGAAAGGCAAGAAACGAUUAAAUCCGACUCACUUAACAGAAAAAAGUAUAAUUUCUGUUUUACCGAUUUGAAGCUAAGACGAGUACAGUUUAUGCAAGCGGCGCGAUUUUAUUUCACAUGAAAAUUUUAGGGUUAAACAAGGGCGAACGAGCUCAUUUAAAUAAACGAUUGACUGGUUUGAUUGGGAAAGUGUUGGAUAAGUUUGAUGCUAGUCAAUGAUUCGCCAAACAAAGAUUCCUUGGCUUUUUUUUCUUUUCUUUUUCGAAAAUAAAAUAAUUUGUUCCAUCUGUCCUUUAAAUGUUAAGUUGUAAUUGAUACUGUAACUUAAGAUUAAAUUCAUUUUCAUCAAUGCCAUCUGACAAACAUUUGCUAAUUAACCAAGUUUUCCUUAUUGCUCCACUUACACGAAUAUUCACUUGAUUAAAUUUUACAUUUACCAGUGAGGUCAGAAACAAUAAAACAUGGGAAAGUUUACCAAAAAAACAUAUUGCUCUAGCUGUGUUUAAAUUUAUUAUACCCUAGGUGUUCCCUCCAAAACUGUUCUAAGUAUCAAUAUUCUUCAGAGUACAAACAGACGGAGAUUUCUGCGAGAAGGGUCAAGGUAAGGAUCCGAAGCUCUCCGCUUGCUUCUCAGUUGUCAGGCCUUAUUAGAGAAAUGACACAAGGAAAAAGUAUAUAGCACACAAUUAAAUUGUUUUAGAGUCAGUUUGUUGUAAAGCGGUUGGUACAUGUUCUACGAAUAUAUGCAUUCAUUCGGCUACAAUCUUACUUUGACUUUUUUCUAGUGUUACGAGAGGAAAAUGGUAAAUUCUGCGUUAGUCUUCAUACUGGCGAUUUCUCUAACGCUGAUAAAAGGUAAGAAAAACUUGCCCCCUUUGAAACCAGUCUCGCGAAAAAUGGGAAAACUUCUUUGGGGAAAGAGAAUUGUUACAGGAUUUCCAAAGUGCAUUUCUAGUCGAAAAAUAAUGUCGGGAACUUAAGCAAAGAGAAAAUAUAAUGCGAGAACGUAUUUGAGAGACAUGUUAUGAACUAAUUAAUAUAUAUGAUUGUCCUUUGCUUUACAGUCAACUAAGCGGCCACAAGACUCAUUCAAGCCUGUUAGUGGCUAUCAUUGAUUCCAUUCCUCUGCUUCCUUUACAAAGAGGGGAGGGGGGGAGGGAAGCAGGAAGUAGGGAAGGUUAUGGUAUUGAGAACGCUCGCCUCUCACCAAUAUCUAGGGCAGUGGGUUCUACGCCACUCCAGAGGUGGCGUUAUCGGGUAAUUCUCAAUUAACUGCCGAAAGAAUUCCGUAAUACUUUCACUUUGGUAUCGCCGCCUCGACCGGUAUUUGAUUGAUUGAGGGAGUGAUGCAGGCUUCCUACACUAAUAAGAUAGCUAAGGUAAAUAAAACCAACGCAUUCUAGUAUUACUUUCUGCAUUCUUUAAUCUUAAAAAUGUGCUUCACCCCAUCUAUUACUCGUGACGCGGCAAUGUGCAGCGUCUAAUCUUUGCCAGGAUCCAAAAGACUGUCAAGUGUCUUUUAAACCAUUGGGAUGCUUCAAAGACAAAAGCCACGCACGUACUCUUCCUCAUUAUAUCUAUAAUGAGCGCGACGACUCCAUAGCCAAUUAUGGCGGGCAAAAGAUCGACUGGAAUGACUGGGAAAACUAUCUACCAGGGUUCAUCUGCCGCUGUGCCAAGAAAGCAAAAGAUCUGGGUUAUGACCUGUUUGGAGUGCAGCAUUUUGGUAAGUAUUAGGGGUAGUUAGUCGAAGCGGCUUCACUAUACUAUUGAGACCAGGAUGAGCUCUGAUAUGAUUUACAUACUAGCUCUAAGCAUGCUUUGAAUUUGUUUAAGUAGUAUCCCUCGGUAUUGAUAUCUUAUUAGGGAAUGUUACAUGACCUACCAAUAGGUGAAUGUUACGCUGGAAGCAGCUCGUCGGAUCAAUAUAACAGGUAUGGCCCGGGACGGUGCAAAGAUUGCGUUGGGACGGACAUGAACGACUGCAAUGGGAGAAAGUUUUGUGCAGGGAAGGAAUGGCGUAACAUGGUGUACAAGAUUGUCGGUAGGCAUCAAUGAUAAAUCAUAUUGGGUACAGUAGAAUAUUGUGAGAGUACUAAGAGUAGGAACAGUGGUAAUAAUAAGGGUAGUGAGGGUUUAAGUUCAAUGGAAUUAAGUCAAAGAUGUAAAGUGAAUGCAACACAUCUGAAAGUUUUCAGUAGUUGACCCGGAUACAAGUGAAUGAGGGCGAGCAGUGAUUAGUGAAGAACAGUGAAAGGAGUGGAAAGAAAUGAAGAAAAAAAUGGAAUGGGAGAAAAUGAAAUGGGUGUGGGGACAAGUGCAAAACAUUGCAUCCAUAUGCAGUAAAGUAUACCUGGUGUGGUUUGUGUGACGUAGAGGAUAAAAGGGGAUAGGAACAGAGUCAGCAGAGUAUGGAAUGGAAGGAACUAAACACAGAGAAAGAGGAUGGAAUUGUAGGAGAAGAUUUAGUAAUGAUAGAGUAAAAUUAUCGAAGUAAAUGGGGUAGUUGCAGGCGUAGGGUAGCGAAUUUCUGUGGCAUCAGAGGUGCUAGCGUAAAGGAACUGAUUCCUGAUAGUAAUAUUUGUGAAUUCGUGUAGAGAGGAGUGAAUUGGAGUAGUAUGAAAUGGAAAGGAAAAGAAUUCAAGGAUUUCAGUGUGAUGCCUUUGAGUGGGGGGAAUUGCAAUUUGUCAGCAUGGCGUUACAACUCAAUAGAUAAGGUAGUUUGGUAAAAUAAUAUAAUGUUUUAAUGAAGGGAACCAUUAAAAGCUCAGUGAAGUGAGGUGGCUUUAUUUGUACGGCGUGAAGUUUUAUAUGUUCUUCUGUAGUUUUGUAUAAGCCUAUUAACACACAUUGUGAAACGGAUUUAUUUAGAUUUAUGCAGUGUUCGUUUUGAGCGAAUCGGCUGCUUUCAUGAUAACAAAGUAGCUCCACGCCUCCUGCCAUUAUACCUGUUAAAUGACAGAGAUGAGAACUUGCCCAACUUCAGCGGUCACCUGAUUGGCUGGGAAAACUGGUACGAGUAUCUCCCUGAUCUUGUUUGCCGCUGCGCAAAGAAAACGAAGGAAAAAGGCUGGAAACUGUUUGGAAUUCAGUUUUGGGGUGAGAUAUUUAUUCAAUAUGUUUCCUCACUUGUAGAGGGUCUUCGGACGCAGAGAAUUGAGGUCCUGUUGUUCUCUUAUGAAUCAAAUGAUCCCAUUAUAAACUUAGCCACAAGAAAAAUCUUGCUGAGUUAGUCCAACAACUUUACAAAUUGCGUAAGUACCUUAUUUUGAGCAUGCGUCCUUCAUACAGCAGUUUAAGGAACACAAAUUUCCACAGCUUAUGUCUUAUUGAAACAGAAGAAAGAAAAUCGCAGCUUUUGUGUUAAGCAAAUACAAUUCCCUUAGAUAUAAAUCUUCAACAAUCACACAUUGCAACAGCCAUAAUAUCAUCAGCUUGUACUUAUUCGAAUGCACUCACGAUUCAGUUGAUCACUCUUCGUGCAUUUACUUAACUUUAAUGUGCAAUAUGUCGUCUUAAGAGUGCUCACGUCAACUAAGGGAAGGCUGUCGAACUGACGGAACAGAGAGUUCGUUCCACACACUUUCAUGAAUGCAGUAAAUAGCAAAAUAAAUAAAGUUCUGCCUUUUUUCAUUUAAAUAACUGCUCAUGAGUCACUUCUAUCAUAUAUUUUGUGCCCUUAACUCAGGUGAAUGCUGGAGUGGCCCUGAUGACUCAGCGUUCUAUAUUGAAGGGCAUGCUCAGCCUGGUAGAUGCGAAGACCAGUGCUUUAAUGACUGCGCCUGCUCGACCAGAUUUUGUGCAGGAAAGAACUUUACCAAUGCUGUAUAUGCUAUCAGUAAGUAAAACAUGAGUUGACGAGUAACGGUGAGAAUUCGUUUUUGCUUCAAAACUAGUAUUUUCUUUUCGUCACAUUGCGGCCUGCAUAAAAACUGUCAGGUAUUGAUCUGAAAAGGGAAAAAAACUCUUGUAUGAGGGGGAAAGGUAUGUUGAUCGAACAUUUUGAACUAAAACCCUACUUAAGAGUCAAAUCAACAUUAUUUAUGACCAAUAAUUACUGUGAAGCAAAUAUCCAAGUGAGAGGCUAGAGGGUAGAGGGUAUCUAAACUGUCUCAACUUAUCGUCUCGGACCAUCUUUUAACUGAAUACACUUUACAAAUUAAAGCUGUGCAUCCUUUCUUAUCAUUCAUAAACUUUGAUACUGUAUUGUUUGUCCCGUAGCGGAACAACGUAUCGAUGAAGGAAGCGCUAUGCCGGACAAGGUCAACAUUCUGGGGUAGUUAUUCGCAGGAAUCAAGGAACCCAACAAACUAAGAGGAUUGAACGACAACGAAAACAUAUUUAAUUCAGUGAAAAAGAAACUAGAUGACAUAAAUAUAAAAUCCAAAAAACAAAUAUUCUCUGGUGGUCUCUAUUUUGCUUGUGUUAAAUAUAUAUAUAUAUAUAUAUAUAUAUAUAUAUAUAUAGGAAGUCUGCAAGUCGAUUUUCGCGUGGAACAGUGCUCAAUACGUUGAAGCAGAGCAGAAUAAAUAUUAUGAGAGGAAAAAAGGGCGCAACUACAUUUCCCGACAAGCCUGUUUCGUGAAUCGCACCCCUGAAGAGUGAAGCAAUUCACGAAAAAAUAAACGCGCUCAACGCAUCUUAACAUGAGAAAGGUUUUGCUACUAGGAAUGCAAACGACGUAAUAUACGUCCCAUGGGACUCUAAGAGUUUUGCACAUGCACAGGAACACAUUUCUGAUUAAAUAAAUGAUUGAUGUGAUUAAAAGAGAGGUGAACAAUUUAACCCUUAACACCCUAACAUCAAUAUUCAUAUUCUCCAUACUGUGCUCUGGACAUUUCCUGAGGUGCUGACAAGGAGAAUUUGUUUAACAAUCAAGAGUUUCUUUAGUUGAUCAUUUCCUUUAUUCUCAUAACAUUAAUGCGUGAUUCAGGGAUGAUAUUGUAAGGAGAAAUUAGAUACUAGUCACUCUUAGGGGUUACAGGGUUAAUGGACAAUGAUUUAACAAGGUCAAUCACUCACAAAACAAAGAGGUUCUCGUUUCCGCACGUGUGCUCUUUUUUUCCUGACAAAAAAUUGAUGAGUCAUUUCUUGAUAGUUAUAAAUCUAUUUUGUAAGAAGUUCAUUAUGAAUUGCAACCCUAUUCAGUCACAAUUACACUGAACGGUUUACAUACGCGACGACGUGGGGUCGAGGAUAAAAAUUUCCUGAAAUUGUUUCCUAUAUGCAUGUCCUCUAAGUUCAUGGCUGAUACUGUAAAUUCAUUUUGAAUUUAUUUUCAUCAAUUCCAUCUGACAAACAUAUGUUAAUCAAAUUAACCGAGUCUUUCUUAUUGCUCAACUUGCACGAGUGUUCCCUUGAUUAAAUUUUGCAUUUACCAGUGAGGUCAGAAACAAUCAGACAUGGGAAAUUCUAUAAAGAAACAUAUUGCUCUAGCUGUGCUUGAAUCUAUUCAGCCCUCAGUGUUCCUUUCAAAACUGUUAGAAAUAAUUGUAAUUGACAAGUCAAGCCAUACUAAAGAAUAAAGUUGUCACUAUAGAGUACAAACAGAGAUCAAACUUGAACAGCUACUAGCGAAUUUCCCAAAGCGGCUGGGUUCUUUACCAACAGUGUCUUUGAGACCUUGCUCGGUGAGUAGAAAUUGACUUUCUGCUUUUUGUUGUAUUAUAAUUUACAUUUUAAUUACAUUUACAAUCUCUGCACUUAUUCUGAAAUUUUCCCAUAUACAAUUGUAAACGAAUUAUAUUCUUUCAGACUGAGAUAGGUCACGGAAACUUUAGCAGUCCAGAGUGAUCACGGAAAAGUAUACGUACGUCAAAUCUAUUUGAGGCAUUGGUGCAUUUCAAAAUUUUUUGUUUUUGUUUUGAGGAACAGAGGAAAUGGAUGAAACUCUUUCCUAGAUCACGAUAAUGAUCAGCCAACGUCUUUCCUAUACAGAUAGAAUUAUUUCCUUACGUAAAAGAACGUUUCUUUUACAAUCCAUGUCCAUGUUUGAUCGUAUGAAAAUAAUGCGGAUUAUCCCAGGAGUGACGUUAAAGUAAUAUUUUUUACAUUUACUAAGUGGUAAAAUAGCGAGGUACUCCACGAAAGGCGAACCAAAAGAAAUGAAAAACCCGGAGUAUUUUUUUCUUGUGUAUUAAGCUUCAUGAUUCCUAUAAAUAUCAAGAUGGUAUGGGAGCAUUUUGACUUCCACGCAAAUAUUCCUUGGACUAAAGUUUUACCUUUUCUAACAUAGAGACUUUCUGGCACUACGAGACGAAAAUGGAAAAUUUCGUGUUAGUCUUGGUAUUGGCAGUUUCCCUCACGUUGGUAAGAGGUAAGAAAAACUUUCCAUCGCUCGUUUUAUUUCGGACCUGCGGAAUAAAAUAAAGAAAAGCAAUGAACCUCGCCGGUGAGCUGGAAGCAAUUGCACAAAACAAAUCUGAAGAAAAAUUCAGCCUUCGAAGGGAUUCGAACCCAGGCCUUCCAAGUUGGGUACUAUCACUAACUGAGCUACUAUGUAACGCAUUGCAAUCAACUUAUUGACCUAACAAUGAUCAAUUUAUUCCUAGCUAAUGCCGACCCGUGUCACUGUGACACCACAUUCGAACCGGCGAGAUGUUACAAAGAUCGCACUGAUCAACGCCUGCUUCAAAAUUAUAUCUUAAACGAGAGAGACCCAACAUUAAGCAACUAUCGAGGAAAAUCAAUCGAGUGGACAAAUUGGCAAAACUACUUACCAGAAUUCAUCUGCCGCUGCGCGAAUGAAGCCAAACUUCUUGGAUUCGACGUUUUCGGUAUCCAAUUUUAUGGUAAGGAAUUCUUUGCUUCCAUACCUUCGCAUCAACAGCAUUUGUGCUGCAUUCUAUACGAAAGCUUUACACCCGUAUAUGCGAAUUUCACACACUUAGAGAUUAUGAAGUAAGCUCAUAUUAAAACCAACAAUCAUCGUUAUCAUCAUUUUUUCGUCAGCAUAUCGUCCGCAUGAUGUGCGAUAUUUCUUUGAUACUAGUUGGUACGAUCCUGGGCUACCUUGGACGGAAGUGCUCUGAUAUUAGGAAGUCACCUUAAUUAGUAUGAAAACUAAUAGAGUUCAAUUAGUGUCAUGGAUCAAGUUCAUAGCAUUGAUACACAAAGAUAGUAUAUCUUACUAUUAAAGGUGAGUGUUGGGCGGAUAAACUGUCAGUCCUGAGACAGAAAGGAUGGAUCUCCCGGGAACUAGCAGAGCCAAGCGACUGCGUGGAUGGUCAGUUUCAACCUUGUAGCAACACGAAGUACUGCAGUGGAAUUCGCCACAGAAUGAUGGUCUACCAUAUUGUUGGUGAGAACAACCCCGUAUCUUAUGGUCAUUCUCUACUGUUGUUUUAUUCAUAGUUACCACACACAACUUGUGUGUAGGUGAAGCGCACCCCAUAAAAACAGACGAUUUUCUUUCUCAUCUCUAGAAAGGAAAACUGUUACUUCAUGCAAGGGAGCACGUGUACCAAUUUGUUCUUUUUCCUAAUUAAUAACUCAGAACAACACUUGGUACAGAGUAAUAAAAGGCAAACGGCCAAAAGGUGAAUGUGGUCAGCACUAGUUAUAGUGAAUAAAAUCAUACCUUAGCGAGUAUGGGGACCCUCCCCCCAUUCCCCCCCCCUCCCCUCCCCUUCGUUCCCGCUGGAUUAAAAAUAAUAGAGGGUCGGCACGUUUUGAAAAACAAGUCAGGUUCAAGAAAGUUUGAUUACAAUAUUAACGCAUGUUCUGUUUCAAAGAAAGAGUCUUAACUGAAAAUACAAUUCUUCCAUUGGCAAUAGCCAAAUUUGAAAUCUUGUUUACCGCAAAGCCCUCUAUGGGUUAAAUGGCAUGCUAAUGCGACCAAAUUCAAACAAAAACCCAGUUAACGACCCAUAUUUUGUAAUUUACUUAUCAGUGAUCUCUUUCAACAGACAUGUGUGACAUUCAUAUCGAGAAACUCGGUUGUUACAGAAUGAGAUUCCAAAGUCAACCCUUCCUACCUGAGUACGUCCUCAAUGACAGAGAUCCCAAGGCGCAAAAGACCUGGAGCGGGAUACGCAUAGACUGGCCUAACUGGUAUAAGCAUUUGCCAGACUUUGUUUGCCGCUGUGCACAAAGAAUCAAGCAAAAAGGAUACGGAUGGAAGAUCUUUGGCAUCAGAAACUGGGGUUGGAAUUGAGUAUUAGCGUUUCUAUAAUUUCCCUUUUGGGUACUUAGGAAAGCGAAAUUCCUCAUAAACUCAUGAAACUGCACCGAUCUCCUUCUAAUUACCGUCAAGGUGGCCUCCAGGCUAUCUGGAAUUGUGGAAUUAGCACAUCUUACCGUAGUUAAACAAUCCACAGCAACACCUAAGGUUAUCAUUUAUGAUUAAAAUUGAAAGCUUGAUUCUUAUGCUGGAUUUUAAUUUUCUUUCAUGCAGGGGAAUGCUGGAGCGGUAAUACCACAUCUGACACCUUUCUUCUUCAGAUGGUGGCCAACGUAGGCGAAUGCAAGAACCAAUGUUUCAAAGAUUGCAAACACGAUGAUCCAUUUUGCACAGGAACAGAUAACUCUAAUGCCGUUUAUGCAAUUGGUAAUGGCUAA
Molecule: messenger RNA, 12058 nt
Organism: Pocillopora meandrina
Lineage: Eukaryota; Metazoa; Cnidaria; Anthozoa; Scleractinia; Pocilloporidae
Source: the annotation of a GenBank genome assembly